AUAAUACAAAUAAAUCAGUCCGCACGGUCUUGCGGAUGUUCUGCGCAUGCGCAACGCCAAUUGCGUAGGAACCAACAACAAACCAUGGCGGACGAGCAUACUGAUGCUGAGCAAAGCAUGGAGGGUCCUGUUCCAGAAAAUCCGCAUGCAGAAUACGGCCUUUCCGAAAACAUCCAGAGAAUAGUGGAGAAUGAAAAAACGGCGGAAAAAGUUACCAAACAGAAGGUGGAUCCCCAGACCCUGCAGACUCUUCCAACACGUGCGUAUCUGGAUCAGACUGUUGUUCCGAUUCUCCUGCAGGGCUUGUCAGUUCUCGCCAAGGAAAGGCCUCCAAAUCCCAUAGAGUUUUUAGCCGCAUUUUUACUGAAGAACAAAUCCCAGUUUGAAGAACGGAAUUAAAGGCACAGUACGGACAAAAUGCAGUGAAAGACUAAUAGGGUUUUGUGUUCAUUGUUGUGAAUUAAAAUUUAAUGGAGUCACACUCUCCAAGUUGUUUCUUUGCCCAUUUCAAUGUAGUUUCUUUUCUACUCAAAUAAACAUGUUCAAGCAGA
Messenger RNA from Triplophysa dalaica, 551 nucleotides. RefSeq names its product dpy-30 histone methyltransferase complex regulatory subunit (gene dpy30). Bases 85 to 399 code for a protein of 104 amino acids. Gene Ontology annotation, cellular component: Set1C/COMPASS complex. The transcript has 5 exons. The record is from RefSeq and is a predicted model, not a curated record. Lineage: Eukaryota; Metazoa; Chordata; Actinopteri; Cypriniformes; Nemacheilidae.